AUGGAUGCAAUCACGCUUGUGGCCUACACCUUUGAGGUUGGCUCCUCCCUUCUUGAGCGGUGCGAGCUGGUGAAGCAGUGCCAUACCGAGUCCGGUCGCAUCGCAGUCCGCACCGCCCGCGUGUUGGGUGCCCUCCAGAAAGCCUCGAAUGAGUUCUCCUGCAGAAUGGAGUUCGAAGCAAGCCUGAGGGAGCUCAAGAGGGUGCUGGAGGAGGCGCGCGAUCUCGUCUCCCGCUGCCAGAAGGCGAGAGGUGUCGGCGCGAAAAUCGGCGCUCUUAUGGGAGCGAACUCUCUGAAAGCGGGGUUGGUGCGAGUGGAACGCGACCUGGACCGCGCGGCGGCGGAUCUCCAAAUUCCGAUGUUGACGGAUAUCCGAAGAGCUGUUCAGUGCAUCAACGAGAGGGAGAGCGAAGCCACCGCCAGCCCAUCCGGCAUAGACGCAGAGAUGCUCGAGCAGGCUGUGCGCGACGCGAUCCGCAAAGAGCUCUGCAACACCAGCCAGGGCCGAGCGGUUGAUGAUAUCAUCAAAGACAACCUUUCCAAGCUCUACGAGGCGGAAGCGGCAGUAGCGGCGGAUCAGCAGGGGUACUCCCCUCCGCCUGAUGGCGCGGGAGGGAGGCCUUUGCUCUGCUCCGGACACGGAGAGGAGUGUGCACUGCGCACGACAAAGAAAGAAGGCCCCAACAAAGGGCGUCACUUCUAUAACUGCGCUAGGCCGGGCAACCAGCGGUGCUCAUCGUUCACUUGGGCCGACAAGAAGCCCGUCGCGGCGUCUACCUGGGGUGGGGAACGGGGAAGGGGAGGAGUUGGUGGCAGUGCAGCAGCGCCAGUGCUCAUGGGGGGAGGGAAAGAAGGCGGCGGCGGUGAAAGCAAGCCGCUGUGUAAGGGGCACCAGGAGCCCUGCAAGCUGCAAGUCACCAAGAAAGAGGUAAGUAUUCAACCUACAGAGGCUGUCCUCGCUGCCUGA
Ectocarpus siliculosus is the source of this 966-nucleotide messenger RNA. NCBI's taxonomy places the organism in Eukaryota, Phaeophyceae, Ectocarpales, Ectocarpaceae. The record is from the annotation of a GenBank genome assembly.